Molecule: messenger RNA, 12877 nt
Organism: Monodelphis domestica (gray short-tailed opossum)
Lineage: Eukaryota; Metazoa; Chordata; Mammalia; Didelphimorphia; Didelphidae
Source: RefSeq, a predicted model, not a curated record
GCCGGGCCAAGCUCUAACCCCAUUGUGAUAAGACUACGUCGAAUUCGAAACGGUAGAGGAGGCGUCGUGCUCCAGCCCUCGCUUUGCGCAUGCGCCUUCAUUGGAAAGGCGACCGUGGUGGGGAUACGCUUGAGCAAAGAGCGAAUCUUUGUUGGGUACUCGUGGGGUCCUUCUGCUGGGGCAGGCUGAGGUACUUCCGGGUCGUCACCGUCUACCAUUUCCUGGCGUGAGCCAUGUCUACCCUGUUCCCCUCACUACUUCCACGUGUCACUGAGUCCCUAUGGUUUAACCUGGACCGACCCUGUGUGGAUGAAAACGAACUACAGCAGCAAGAACAGCAGCAUCAGGCUUGGCUCCAGAGUAUUGCCGAGAGAGACAACAACCUAGUACCCAUUGGGAAACCAGCUUCAGAGCACUAUGAUGAUGAGGAAGAAGAGGAUGAUGAAGAUGAUGAGGAUAGUGAGGAAGAUUCAGAAGAUGAUGAGGACAUGCAGGACAUGGAUGAGAUGAAUGAUUAUAAUGAGUCCCCUGAUGACGGGGAGAUUAAUGAGAUGAGCAGAUAGUCUCAGUGAAGAGAAGUACAAGCCCACGGUCAUUCAGCUAAUAAGUGGAACUCAAACAAGGUCAUCUGACCUGUGUGGGAGCUUGUUGAGACAAGUGUGGGCAGCAGCAGAAAAAAGAAAAAAAAAAGAUUAGACUGAAUCAGAAGAACUGGCUUCUGCUCCGUACUAGCUUGUGUGACCUUGGACACAUCAUGCCAUCUUUGAUCUAUGUUUUUUUUCCUGUAAACCCAGCUCUCACUUUCUAGAAUCCCGUGACUCUUGGGCUCAGUAUUCUUCCCACUUGAUCACUUCUGGAUCCCCUUUUCCUUUGCUCAUCCUUCUUCAUAGGAUGCUGUAAGUGCCAGAAGGAAAGACCAAAUUUAAAUCUGGGGGACCAGAGGAAAAGGGGAAAAUGAAUUGUUGAACUUAAAGGAAAGAUAAGGAAUGGUUGGAGAAUUCCAUGAGUCUGGAAAAAUAGCCGUAUAAAUUGAUACUAUGCUCUUUCUGCCAUGGUUCUCUCACCUCUACUCCUACCUAUCUGGAAGGGAAACAGGAAUCUGAGUGAGCGCACCUCAGCAGGAACCCCAGCCAGGUAAACUGGGGACUUGACUAGAGAAAAGGAAGUAAUAAUAGCUUCCAUUUCCUUAGUGCUUGACAUUUUGCUCACAACAACCCUGUGGCAUAAGUAUUCCUUUUUAUAAAUAGGUAAACAGGCUAAGAGAGGGGAGUGACUUGUCCAAGGUCACUGAACCAGCAUUAAGCUGAGUCUUGGACUUGGAUCUCUUGACUCCAGUGUUCUUUCUUUCUUUUUUUUUUAAAACCUUUACCUUUUAUCUUAGAAUCAAUACUGUGUAUUAGUUCCAAGGCAGAAGAGUGGUAAGGGCUAAGCAAACAGGGCUAAGUGACUUGCCCAGGCUCACACAGCUAGGAAGUAUCUGAGGCCAGAACUGAACCCAGGACCACCCAUCUCUAGGCUUGGUGCUCAAUUCAUUGAGCCACCUAACUGCCCCCUCCAAUGUUUCUAAUACACUGAAUGCCUCUCUACUUGGAUCUCUUCUCCUGGCUCUUCUCUUUGUUCCUCCCUUCCCUAUAAGAGUCAUGAGGCAAAGCUAAGCCCAGGCCUCAGUGGGGCCAGAAAUCUGUGAGAGAGGAGACCUUGCCUGGGCAAAAGAGGAGCCAAGAGAAGGAAGUGGCAGGAAGCAGCCUUACCAAUUGUUCCCUCAUUCUGCCAGGCUCAGUCUGGCCCUCACUCUCUCUCCCAGUCUGCUUGGGAAGCAGUGCUUCUUCUGCAGUGCCAUAUUGCAGGAGGCAGUGUGCUAGGCUAGGCAGAGGGUUGAGUUCGGUGUCUGAAAACUUGGGGUCAGAUCCCAGUCUGCUAUUUAUUACCUGUAUAACUUUGGCUUCAGGUUUCUUCUCUGUAAAGGAGGGUUUGAACUAAAUGAUCUCUAGGGUCCUUUCCAUCUCCGCAUCCUGUGAUCCUCAGAAGAAUGGACCUUCCUCAGCUUGACCCCAAGUAAGUGAGUUGGGCUAGACCAUCACGGAUGGCAGGGAAGUACUGAAGGCCAGUGUGGUGGAGGCGACAGCGGUAACGACCACAGGUCUUGGUGUACUGCAGGAAGCGCGGUGCCCCAGGAAAGAGCACAUGGUCUGCCAACACAGUGGCACCAGCAGGAAGCAGAGCAUGGGCUUCCAGGAGCUGCAGGUCCCUCAGGUAGCAGCGAGGUCGGUGCCCCAGUAGCACUAGUCCAGCCUGACAUAGUCCAUAUUGGGCCUGCAGGUGAGGGAUCACCUCCUCAGAGCGCCCCACAAUCAGUUCCACCUGCCAGAGGAGGACAUGUGAGAGGGGAAGAGUGGGAGAAGAGAGAGAGAAGAGGAAAAGUGCAAGGAGGGAAGAGGUGGACAGAAAGACAAGAAAAACAGCUAGUCCUCGUACUGGGAGGCCUUCCUUCCCUCAAGAGACGGUCAUGCAGGGAGAAUAAAAAUCCUAGUUCUAGCUUGAUUAGUCAUUUUUAUUGUAAGCUUCGUUAAGUCUCUCCCUUCUCUAGGCUUCAGUUUCCCCUUCUUUUUUUUUUUUUAAAUAACCCUUACCUUCCAUCUUGGAGUCAAUACUGUGUAUUGGCUCCAAGGCAGAAGAGUGGUACGGGCUAGGCCAUGGGGGUCAAGUGACUUGCCCAGGGUCACACAGCUGGGAAGUGUCUGAGGUCAAAUUAGAACCCAGGACCUCCCAUAUCUAGCCCUGGCUCUCAAUCCACUGAGCUACCCAGCUGCUCCCUCAGUUUCCCCUUCUUAAAAAAUUAGGUAGUUGAACAAUGAAGAACCUUUUCUCUCAGAACCUUUUCACAGUAGAUAUUCUGUCUGAGCUCUACUAUUCCAGUAUAUAUUCCAAGAGUCCUUCUAGUUCUAACACUGUUCCAUGUUCUAAGGGCCCCUUGCAGUUUUAAUAUCCUACUGUUUUACUUUCACUCCCCAAGGCAGAGGCUUUCAUGGAUGGUUACAUGAGAAGGUGUCGGGAUGGAGAGAGCAGAAGGACGUUGGCAGGGAAUGACUUAGGCUGUUUGGGACCAGAACUUGUGGAUCAAGCCCCCAAGAGAGAGCUAGACAAAGGAAUGGAAAGGAUUCUGACCUUGCAUUCAUCAAAGCCUGAGAGGCGGAUGACUUUUUCUGCCACAGUUGCUACCCGAGGGUCCAUCUCGAUAGUGAUGACCCUGCUGCCUGGAGGCAGGGCCUGAGCAAUGAGCAGUGUGGCAUAGCCACAGCGAGUACCCAGCUCUAGCACACAUUCUGGGGCCUGUUGAGUUAUCAGGCGGGUCAGGAUCUGACCUGAGGGGAGAACAAGCAACAGGCUGGAACUGGGGAGAACAAAAGGAGGAGAGCCAGCCCCUUGUCCUCAGAUCUAGUUUGAGGUGGAACACAAAACUUCUACCUUGUGAGAACCUGAGUCUGAGGACACAGAUGCUGAGGUCCCAGGGCAAAUGAGUGGCAUUUCUAAGACCAGAACCCCGACCUCUUCAUGGGCUGCCCAGGACGUUUCCCCCCUCAGCAUUUUUAGCACAGCAGCGUGGGGUAAUGGAAAGGGCACUGGAUUUGGAAUCUGAGGACUGGGGUCCCAAGUCUUCUACUUCUACAUAAGUAACUCUAGGCCUCAGCCUUUUCCUCUCUUUGGACUUGGGGAUUUCUAAGCUUUCUUCCAACUUGAAAUCCUCUAACCCUUAUCAGGAUGGCUCCUAGGAGGGUUUCUGAGAGGAAGUGAGUGUAGGGUAGACCUGACCUUUGAGAGGCCCAAGAUGGGCCAGGUAUUCGCAGUGACUGCUCCAGUGGUCCAAGGUGUUGAGGAUGUGGCCAGGGUCUCCAGGCAGGGCAUUGGUCAGCACAUAGCUAAAAGCCCGCUCCUCAGGCCGCAGCCCUGUCAAGCAAUCACGGAUCCCCCGAAGUAACACAGCCCGGAUCAGGAGUCGGAAGUAGUGGCGGUAUCGGGCCAACAAGGUCACUACCAGUGGUAGGAAGGCCAGUGCAAUAGCAGGAGACAUGUUCCUGCUGCCCCAGGACCCUGCAGGAGGGAGAGGACAGGAAGAAAAGGGCACACAGUGGGAACAAGAGUUGUGGAAUAACAGGACCUCAGAGUCCUAGUCUGGUCCCAUUUGUGAAAUCUUUGUGCCAGCCUCCCUGGUGAUGCACCUGGCUACAAGUGAGCAUUCCUUUUAAGGCCAUACAUUGAGCCAGGCCUAGAAACUAAGUCUACUGACUCCCAACACAUAUGCUUCCCAUUAUAUUUCUAGAUUUCCUAAUAAAAAAAGUCACCUUCCCAAAUUUGGGAACUAUGGAAAGCCCCACACCCCAUUACCAUAUGAAGAAAAAAAAAUGAGCCAGAAACCCUAGAUUCUCAUUCCUCUGUUCCUUUCUCCCCAUUUGGGGUUCGGGGUUCCAAGGGCUCCUGCUUACCUGAUCUGGAGAUUGGCUGGGGGGAGAUGAAGAUGAAGUGCACAGACAGAUGCUCCAGGAGAGGUAGCCACUCGACAGCCACUCACGUUCAAUUAUUAACCAUCACUUGAGAAUGUGAGCUCAGGUUACCACAGGCCAGGUGGAAGCUGGAGCUGUUUCUCUGGCCUCCUCCCACCCCCAUGCUGGCUACUUCCUGGUUUACCUUCUUCAGGUAUGGCCUGUCAGAACUCUUGGAGCCUACUUUUUAGAAAACAAGGGGUUGGAUUACAAUCAUGCUUCCCCAAACAGUUCCUUUCCCAAAAGAUUCAAAUGGGCAUUUCCCUGCCCUACAUGAAAGAAGCAGCUCUGGUAGUGGGACAGGUUUGUGUGACUUGGGUUCAGGUACAAACUAUCACAUGACAAUUGUGUGAUCUAGAGCAUCUCAUUUUUCUUCCUCUUCUCCUUUUUCUUCUUCCUUAUGAUGGGGUUGAAUUGAAUAGUUUCUAAGGCCUCAUUUAGCUGACCUACUAAGUCAGAGUGUCAAUUGAUCAAAGACUUAGAGCUGUAAGAGAUCUCAGAGGUCAUCUAGACCAACCUCCUCGUUUUACAAAUACAGAAACUGAUGCCUAGACAGUCAAGUGACUUCCCCAAGGUCACCAGGCAGGUAGUGAGAUAACAAGGGUCCAAACACAGGCCCUCUGACUUCAAACUUGGUGCUUUUUCUUGCAAGUUCCCCAUGGAUUCUAAUUUGCCUUCUCCGUUUGUCUGAAAUUCUCUGAACCAUUCUUCUGUUUCUUAAGCAGGACUCAAAGUAUUCCUCAUUUAGUGGGCAGUGAUGGUCUCUGAAAAGGGCUAUAACUGCAUAUUAAGGUCCUUGUAUUUUCCCUGGAAGGCCGUCUCUAACCAUUGCUCCUAGUUCUUGAGCUGCAAGAUGCUGUCUCCUUUACAAACAUGUUUUUCUCUUCAUCUUCAGUCCUUCUCUCUCUAGGAUAACUUAAUUUUAUUUUUUAAACCUUUACCUCCUGUUUUAUAGAGAUAAGGACUAGGCAUUUGGGGCUAAGUGACUUCCCUAAAGUCACAUAGCUAAGAAGUACUUGAGGCUAGAUUUGAAUUCAAGUCCUCGGAACUCCUGGCCUGGUACUUUCCCACUGUGCUAUCUAGCUUCCUGCUCCAUAAUAAUUUUAUUUUAUUUUAAAACCCUUAUUUUCUUUUUUUAAUUAAAGAAUGUGAAAAGUUUCUUAACCUUUUAUUAUGAAAUAAAUGAGAUAAUACACAUAAAGAAUAUACAAACUUAAAGCACUACAUAAAUUCUUAGUGUUAUUGCUAAUUACACUAUCCAAAGAGGCCUUUCUCCUUGUAAAGGCUAAUAUUUCUAACUGUGUCCAUCUUUCUAUCUUCCCUGGGAGCUUUCCCUUUUGAUCAUGUCAUCUCUCAUCUUUAACUUCUUUUUAUUUCCUGGUUCUUCUGAUCCCUACAAACAUUCCCAUAUGUACCUUAUUCUUCAAAACAAAACAAAACAAAAAAACCCAAACCUUUUACUUGAACUUGCAAUUGCUUCAAGCUACUGUCCUAUAUCUCUUAUCCAUUUCACAGUUUAACUCUUAGAAAGAACCAUCUACAUCCCUUGCUUCUACUUCAUCAUUUCCCAUUAAUUUCUUAGUCUUUUGGCAAGUCCAUCAUGAUACUGAAAUAACCUUCUCCAAGAUUAGAAUCAAUACUAUGUAUCAAUUCCAAGACAGAAAAGCAGUAAGGGCUAAGGUAUUGCCCAGGAUCACCACAGCUAGGAAGUAUCUGAGGUUAGGACCUCCCAUCUCUAAAUCUGGCUCUCAAUCUACUGAGCCAUCUAGCUGUUGCUUCCAAGAUAAUUUUAAAUUCCCUUAACAUCUCCUUGUAUACCUUAAGUGACUUAAGAACCAGUUUCCAAACAUUUCCCACCAUAAUUAUCUCUAGUUUUCUGGAAUAUGCCACUUCAAAGUGGCAGUUUAUUUAAUAUAGAUAUUGCCUUUUUUUCUUUGAAGCCCUUAGGCUAUACUUCAGUUGACCCUAUUUUGUUCAUAGCAUUAUUAUAUAUAAGGUUCUCUCAGUACUUUCAUCAUAUUAAUCAAUAUGCAAACCUCUAAACUAACAGUCCCCCUAUGAGUCCUAUCCUUAUUGUGCCCUAACUUUGCAGAAACCAAGGCAGCCAUGGUGCUACUUAACUUAUCAUAAAGAAUAACAAACUAUAUUUCAAUGAUACCUUGAUAGACAAAGAAUGCAAGUUAAUUCAAAACAAUUGCUUUGCUCUCUAAAAGCCACAUUAGAAAGAAAACCCUGCUGCUUAAUCACAAAAAAAGGGGGAAAAAUAAAAGGAAAACUGCAAUGGAGAGCAGCAGUGCUAGUACAUUAAAAAACAAACACAAAGAUCCUAUAGCAUCCCCCUGAACCUCCCCUCCCCUGCCCUGCCUUCAUUGAGUCUUUUGAAAACUGCUCAAAGUUCAAAGCCUGUGAUGGAUCAGCAUCCACUCAGUUUCAAUAGUACUUAACUUCACCUUCUCUGAAAUUAUAUCUUUUGUAUUUACUUUACAAAUGAACUGAUGCUGAAUCUUUGCUGAAUAUUCUUUCCAUGGUAUCGUGGAGACAAUGUCCUUAUAUUAAAGGUAUCAUGGUCUCGAGGAUUUUUCAUUUUGUUCCAAUUUUGAGAAUGAACCGCUACAAGCCUGGCCCAGAGCAAGUCCUGGUCCCUACAGCUACUUGCGCCUUUCUUUCAAGGUUACUCUGUACUUGCUCUGUAUGUUUAUUUUAUAUAUAUUCUCUCCCCUAUUAGAAUGUAAGCUCCUUGAGGGUAAGGCUAUUGAUCUUUUUUUUUUUUUGCUUUUUGAGGUAAGGAAAUUUCCCCAAUUUUUGUUGUAUCUAAUGACUACUAUAGUACCUAGCAAGUAAUGUUUAAUAAAUGCUUGAUUUCUAGGACUUAGUUUAUUUAGCUAUUCCUUUAUUAAAUAGGUACCUACUUUCUAGUUCUUUGUUAUUACAAAAAGUAGUUAUAUUUUGUAUACAUGGGACCUUUAGUAGUGUUAUUACUAGGUCAAAAGUUAUGUAUAUUUUAGUGUUAUUAUAAAUUGAUAGCUGGCCUUGGAACCAGGAAGAUCAGUUUAAAUAUAUAGCCUCUGAUACUUACUUAGUGACCUUCAGUCACAUCUUCCCAGUGCCUUUAAGGCAACUCUCUAAGGCUACAAGUUGCAAAGAAGAUACCAGUCUACUUUGAUGAAGAGCUGUUCUUCAUCCUGAAUUUCCUGUCAAUGAAACCACAGGAAGUAGUAUAUUUUAGUAUAUUUUUAUUUUAUAUUUUAGUAUAGAUGUUUUAAGGCUUUUUAAAAAAAAUAUUUUUCCAUGGUUUCAUGAUUCAUGUUCUGUCCCUUUCCUCUUCCUCCUCCAUUCCCAGAGCUGACAAGCAAUUCCACUGGAUUAUAUAUGUAUUAUCAUUCAAAACCUAUUUCUGAAUUAUUCAUUUUUAUAAUAAUCUUUUAAAAUCAAACCCCAAAUCAUAUGCCCAUAUAAACAAGUGAUAACUCACAUGUUUUUCUUCUGCAUUUCUACUUCCACAAUUCUUUUUCUAGAUGUGGAUAGCAUUCUUUCUUUUAAGUACCUCAGAGUUGUUCUGGAUUAUUGCAUUGCUAUAAGUAGUAAAAUUAUUUCAUUUAAGUGUCCAUCAAUGUUUCGGUUACUGUGCAUGUUCUUCUGGUUCUGCUCAUUUCACUCUCUGUUAGCUUGUGUAGGUCCUUCCAAGUUCUUUUAGAAAUCAUGCAAUUUACCAUUCUUAUAGCACAAUAGUAUUCCAUCACCAUCAUAUACAAUUGUUCAGCCAUUCCCUAAUCGAGGGAAAAUUUCCAAAUUUUUUGCCACCACAAAAAGCGCAGCUAUACAUAUUUUUAUACAAACAGAUCCUUUCCCAUUUUAAAAAAUCUCUUUGGGACACAGAUUUACUAGUGGUAUUACUAGAUCAAAGGGCAUGCAUUCUUUUAAAGCCCUUUGGGGGAAAGUAAGAGGGGAGUGGCAAAAUUAGGCCACUAAUGCAUUGCUGGUGGAGUUGUGAAUUGAUCCAACCAUUCUGGAAGGCAAUUUGGUAUUAUGCCCAAAGAGCUUUAAUAGACUGCCUACCCUUUGACCCAGCCAUACCACUGCUGGAAUUAUACCCCAGAGAGAUAAUAGGGAAAAAUACUUGGUACAAAAAUAGUCAUAACCACGCUCUUUGUGGUGGCAAAAAAUUGGAAAAUGAGGGGAUGCCCUUUGAUUAGGGAAUGGCUGAACAAAUUGUGGUAUCUGUUGGUGAUGGAAUACUAUUGUGGUCAAAGGAAUAAUGAACUGGAAGAAUUCCAUGUGAACUGGAAUGACCUCCAGGAAUUGAUGCAGAGUGAAAGGAGAAGAACCAGGAGCUGGAACGUAACAGACUUCUGUACUAGCAGCAAUGCAAUGAUCCAGGACAAUUCUGAGGAACUUAUGAGAAAGAACACUAUCCACAUCCAGAGAACUGUGGGAGUAGAAACACAGGAGAAAAAUAAUUGCUUGAUCACAUGAUUCGAUGGGGAUAUGAUUAGGGAUCUAAGACUAAAUGAUCACUCUAUUGCAAAUAUUAAUAAUAUGGAAAUAGGUCUUGAUCUUGAUACAUGUAAAACCCAGUGGAAUUGCUUAUUGGCUACGGGAUGGGGGAGGGAGGAGAGGAGGGAAAGAACAUGAAUCAUGUAACCAUGGAAAUAUAUUCUAAAUUAAUUAAAUAAAAUUUUUAAAAAGCCUUUUGGGCAUAAUUCCAAAUUACCUUCCAGAAUGGUAAAAUUACUUUACAACUUUACCAGCAAUGCAUUAAUAUCCUAAUUUUGCCACAUUCCCUCCAACAUUUAUUAUUUCUCUUUACUGUCAUAUUGGCCUAUCUGCUAGGUGUAAGAGAUGUUUUGAUUUGCAUUUCUCUAAUCAGAAGGGAUUUAGAGCACUUUUCCAUACAAUUAUUAUUUUUUUAAACUCUUACUUUCCAUCUUGGAAUCAAUAUUCUGUAUUGGUUCCAAGGCAGAAGAUUGAUAAAAGGCAAUGGGGGUUAAGUGACUUGCCCAGGGUCACAGAGCUAGAAGCGUCUGAGGCCAGAUUUGAAUUUUGGACCUCUCAUCUUUAGACCUUGUUUCCACUGAGCCACUCAGCUGCCCCCCUCCAUAUAAUUAUUGAUUUCUUCAUCUGAAAGCUGCCUAUUCAGAUCCCUUGACCAUUUGUCAAUUGGGGAAUGGCUUGAUUUCUUGACUUAGUUCCUUAUAUAUUUUAGAAAUUAGACCUUUGUCAGAGAAUUUUGUUAUAAAAAUUUCCCCCAGUUUCUUGCAUCCCUUCUAAUUUUGGUUGCAUUGGUUUUGUUUAUACAAAAACUUUUAAAUUUAAUAUAAUCAAAAUUACUCACUUUAUAUCUUAUAAUGUUGUUUUUUUUUAAACCUGAGAACACAUUAGCUCAAAGCAAAAAACUGCAAAACUAUUGACAAGAUAGAUCUACCCCAUACAUCCACAUAUGGGGUCAGGGUGUUCUUCCUUUUCUAUACUCUUUCUUUCCCUGAUUACAUCUUGACUGUGCAGUUUCCUUCUCUGAUUCCCUCUGAAGGCAGGGCCCAAAUCUGCUUCUCUUCUGUCUCCCACACAUUGAAACCAAUUUUGGGCAUUAAAUACACUGAUGGUUUAAAUAAACUGAAGUUUUUGAUCAUAGGCAACAACAUGGGAGCUUCAGUCAUAUGCUAUGUUAUGAUACAGGAUAGGAGCCCUGCCUGCUAAAUUCCAGGAAUCAUAAAAGAGCAGUAAGGAAUCUUAGGAAAUAUAAUAUAAAGUAUCAGAUCCAGAAAGAAUCUUAGAACAAAGAAUGUAAGGGCUGGUACUUUAGAAGAGAGAAUGUGGUCUGAAUUUACAAGUCUACUAAAACUCCAGGAUCUCUUUUCACGGAGACAACUGUGAUCAUUUCACUCCCAUCCUGAAUGUCAGCUGAUUUUUUUUUCUUUUCAAAAAUAUUUUUUAUGUCUUUUUUAUAUACCAUAUCUCCCUGUAUCCUCCCUAUUAAAAGAGUCAUCCCAUACUACAAAUAUUUUUCAAAAGAGAAAAAAUCAGGAAAAUUGAUCAAUGCAUAGAAACUCUGGAAAUAAAGUAUGUGCAAUGUAGCACACUUGUGGACCUACCACCUGCAAAAGGUGAGGUUAGAAUGUUCUCAUACCUCUUUUGAGCCACACUUGUUCUUCAUAACUCUGCAACAUUCACUUUUGGGGUAGUUGUUUACUUUGUAGUCAUUGUUUAUAUUAUUUCUUGGCUUUUCUUACUUCACUUUGUAUCAGUUCAUACAUAUCUUUCCAUGCUUCUCUAUAGUCAUUAUAUUCACCAUUUCUUAUAGCACAGAAAUAUUUCAUCGCAUCCAUGUACCACAAUAUAUUUCACUUUUCCUCAGUCAAUGGGCAUCUACUUUGUUUUCAUUUUUUGCUAUUAGGGAAAUUGCUGCUAUAAACAUUUUUGUGUAUAGGGUGAUUUCUUAUCAAUGGCCUCUUUGGGGUAUGAAUCUAUUUAGUAGAGUUUGUAGGAUUCAAUUGAUUUUUAAAAUAUUCAAGUGUAGGGGUUGUUUUUGGUCUGGACAUGUGAUUAUAUUCAUGUUGUUAACUAUCAGUGUGGGAAAUACCCUCUAAUUAAGUGACCCACCCACAACUAGUGUGGGGCAGAGGCAGAUCUUGAAAUCAGAAAAUGAAUAUGUUUUCCAUAAAUAGAAACAUUUCAAGGACUUUAUCAUCCACACAGAAAUACUGUGUUCAACAUGGACUCUGCAGGACAUUUCUUCCUUUACAGGGAUAAGUACUUUUGUGGAGUAUUUUUCUUGUUUCUUUGCCUGAUAUUUAUGAUCAGUGUUAUUAUUUCUUUUAUGUCUCUCAAAGAAUCUUGGAUGGAUGACUUUGUUGCAAAGAAUCCUCUAAGGCAAUAUUUUGCUAUUCUGAAACAAAUGCUUUUCUGAAUGAACAGUAAAGACAAUGGCAUUUUAUAUUCUCUACAUUUCAUUUAAUUUCAAAAUGGCAAAGAUAUGUGUCAUUAUUGAAUGUUGCUUGCAGAAGCCCUCUUGUUACCUUGCCUAAGAACUGAAUGAAUUGAAUAUUAGAAAUUGUUGAAUAAAAAAAAAUUACUCAAAGGGACAAGAAGAAAUAUUAAAACAAAUUUUAAAAAUGGGAAAAAAAGAAAGUUUUAGAACUAUAAAACACAAUUGACUUAGAAAAAAGAUCAAAGGGAGAUAAUUAAGCAUCAUCAGAGUAUCUGAAUAUCAGGACAAAAAAAAGCUUAGAUACUAUAUAUUAGGAAAUCAUGAAUGAAAAUAACCAAGAACCCUUAAGAACCAGACUGCAAACUGAAAAUAGAAAAAAUUUUACUGUCAUCUGAAAAAAUAAAAGGAGUUACUAGCAACAUCAGAACCAAAAUCCAGGAACUUCUAGGCCAAAGAAAAAAAUAUGACAAGUGGUCAGAAACAGAGUUCAAGUACCAACAAACCAUGGUCAGGAUUGCACAAUACUUGGCAAAUGCCACCAUAAAGGGGAGGAAAGGUUGUACUAUAAUAGUCAAAAAGAGGAAAGAUAAAGGCUAUAAGCAAGAAGUAUCUAUUCAACAAAAGUAAGUAUAAUCUUUCAGAGGAAAAGUGGAAUUUUCAUGAAACAGGAUUUUCAAACACUGCUGAUAAAAAGAUCUGUACUGAUUUGACAUUUUUGAAAUGGAAACCCAGGAGCAAAGGGAAAAUUGGAAUGUAUUAUGUGAGGAUGAAUUGUUUACAUGCUAAUAGGGAGAUAAAAAUUUCUUCUGAGAAUUCUAAUAUAUGUACAUAUAUAUUUAAACCCUUACCUUUUGUCUUGGAAUCUGUGUAUUGGUUCCAAGGCAGAAGAGUGGUAAAGGCUAGGCAAGAGGGAGAGGGGUGUUAAAUGACUUGCCCAGGGUCACACAGCUAGGAAGUGUCUGAGGCUAGAUUUGAACCCAGGACCUCCCAUCUGUGGGCCUCCCAUCUCUGGGCCUGACUCUCAAUCCAUUGAGCUACCUAGCUUCCCCCUCUAAUAUAUUCUUAAAGGUCAUAGAGAAAGAUCAAUCUGAGAUACAGUACCUUUCCUUAGUUUUGUUCUUUUUGAUAGUCUCAGGAAAAAGAUGGCAAGCAAUUAUGACUCCAACGGGAGCUAUUUAAAGAAAUUGUGGAUUCCAAAAAGUAAACUAGAAAAAGGGUAUAAACUGGUUACAAUUAUUUUAUAUGGAGGCAUAACCAACUACCAGUGAUUGUUUUAAGAGAAACCCAAAGAACUUUUAAAACACUUUCCUUAGCAAAUACCCAAUGGGCACUUUCCCCUACAGUAUUUGUUUCUAUGUAUCACCAUAUAAAACCAAAACCCCAAAACAUAUUCAAAUAAACAAGUGAUAAAUCA